UGCACUCAGAUAAGAGGAAACUGAGAUCUGCCAGCAUCCACACAUUACAGACAUUACAGAAAGAGAGGUGUCAGCUGGUGUUCUGAGCUUGGUUAGGAGGCUGAAAGUUGACUCUAUUGAGAGGAUAGUGUUAGCAGUAUAGUAGUGUGGAGUGGUCCACAGCCAUGGAACAGGAAAAACUAGCCAUGUACCACGGAGCCAUCAGCAGAGAGGAGGGGGAGAUGAGGCUGUGGACAGCAGGACGGGACGGCAGCUACCUGAUACGCAACAGUGAGAGUCUAGCUGGGCUCUACUGCCUCUGUGUGCUGUAUAAAGGCUAUGUAUACACAUAUAGGCUGUCCCUGGAUGGUGGAGGCUCCUGGACAGCAGAGACUACUCCCGGUGUGGAGAAACGAUACUUUCGGAAAAUGAAGAACUUGAUAACAGCUUUCCAGAAACCAGGCCAAGGCAUUGCUACAUCUCUCCUCUACCCCGUAACCAUGCAGAGUCACACGCACCCUGUCACCACAGAGAAUCAUACACAGCCUGGCAACAUGAAAGCACACCCUAGCAGCCCGCCACCAACUCACACAACUGAGAAUCAUUACCAACAGUAGACAACAGCUUAGAGACAAAGGGAGACAGACUACGCUAGAGACAGACAUUCUUGAUGUGGGCCUGUAUUCUUAUGUUGUCAUUGUGCCAGUCAUUAAUUUGAAAAUAGCAUUUGGUUUCAGUAUCAAAACUUCAAUGUGAUCCUUUAAAUCUCUUUACAUCUGUGGUAUCGAUGUUCUAUAUUGGUGUUUAAAAUGUAUUUGUAAGACAGUAUUGUUGCUAUAUUCGAUUACAACUCAACUACAUAGUUUCAUGUCAGCCGAUAAAUAGUAUGCUUUAUUUUUAAAGUAAAAUCAUUUCUAACUGACAAAUGAAAAUGUGUUACCAAUGCUAAUAAAUAAAUGCCAUUGGUUAAUA
Oncorhynchus gorbuscha (pink salmon) is the source of this 951-nucleotide messenger RNA. It is a transcript of the gene sh2d1ab, whose product is annotated as SH2 domain containing 1A duplicate b. The transcript is spliced from 3 exons. The record is from RefSeq and is a predicted model, not a curated record. NCBI's taxonomy places the organism in Eukaryota, Metazoa, Chordata, Actinopteri, Salmoniformes, Salmonidae. The coding region runs from base 165 to 596 and encodes 143 amino acids.